Molecule: messenger RNA, 1133 nt
Organism: Ictalurus punctatus (channel catfish)
Lineage: Eukaryota; Metazoa; Chordata; Actinopteri; Siluriformes; Ictaluridae
Gene: mdh2
Product: malate dehydrogenase 2, NAD (mitochondrial)
Biological process (GO): malate metabolic process; tricarboxylic acid cycle
Cellular component (GO): cytoplasm; mitochondrion
Molecular function (GO): L-malate dehydrogenase (NAD+) activity
Source: RefSeq, marked provisional
CGUCAGGAGAGGCUCCAUUUCACUUUUAUGAUAAAGACGCACGUUAAGAGGACACCGCUGAUAUGUUUUCACGAAUCGCCAGACCAUCCGCCAGCCUCGCGCGCUGUUUAUCCACAACUUCUCAGAGCAAUGCGAAGGUGGCAGUGCUGGGAGCGUCGGGUGGAAUCGGACAGCCGCUCUCCCUCCUGCUGAAGAACAGUCCUCUGGUGAGCGAGCUCUCUCUGUAUGAUAUCGCUCACACGCCCGGAGUCGCCGCGGACCUCAGCCACAUCGAGACCAGAGCCAAGGUCACGGGUUUUAUUGGAGCUGAUCAGCUGGGCGCGGCUCUGAAAGCAUGUGAAGUGGUGGUUAUUCCUGCCGGAGUUCCCCGUAAACCCGGUAUGACUCGUGAUGAUCUGUUUAACACAAACGCCACCAUCGUGGCCACUCUGGUUGAUGCGUGUGCCCAUCACUGCCCUGAGGCCAUGAUCUGUGUCAUCGCUAAUCCUGUGAACUCCACCAUCCCCAUCACUGCAGAGGUGCUGAAGAAGCAUGGUGUUUACAACCCUAACAGAGUGUUCGGAGUCACCACGCUGGACAUCGUCAGAGCCAACACCUUCGUCGCUGAGCUCAAAGGUCUCGAUCCGGCUCGCGUCAACGUGCCUGUUAUUGGAGGUCAUGCUGGAAAAACCAUCAUCCCUCUGAUUUCACAGUGCACCCCGAAGGUGGAGUUUCCCGCUGAUCAGCUUUCCGCUCUGACUGAGAGAAUUCAGGAGGCAGGAACUGAGGUGGUGAAGGCCAAAGCAGGAGCAGGUUCUGCCACUCUGUCGAUGGCCUACGCUGGAGCUCGCUUCACUUUCUCUCUCCUUGACGCCAUGAAUGGGAAAGAGGGAGUGGUGGAAUGUGCGUUUGUGCGGUCAGAGGAGACGGAGUGUAAAUACUUCUCCACACCUCUGCUGCUCGGGAAAAAUGGCAUUGAGAAGAACCUGGGCCUGGGGAAGCUCUCUGCGUUCGAGGAGAAACUUGUGUCUGAAGCUCUGGCUGAACUCAAGGGUUCCAUCAAGAAAGGAGAAGAUUUCGUGGCCAACAUGAAGCUGUGAGCGUCCGAAACCGAACUCCAUACACAGAAUGUCAUUAUUUAUAAAAAUCUACUC